AUGAAAAGCAGAACUACCAUUUUGCCUGGGCAGCAUGCCUUGAUUAGGUUACCUUCUGAGGGCCUUAGAAUCAUUCUUUUGCGUGAAGAGGGCACAAUUUCUUUGGGAAAGUUUGGCUCGUUCAAGGUGAGCUCUAUCUUGGGACACCCAUUUGGCACUACUUUUGAAGUUAGAGAUGAGCAGGAGGCUGUUCCAAUCAAGUCUUUGACUCAUCAGGAGGAUAAAGUGGAGGUGGAAAAUGAAGAGGACGAAAUCUCAGAGAAGGAGGCCUUGAUCAAGUACUUUGAGAAGUCUGCUGAGAAUAACCAGGACAUCAUCAAUGUGGGCCUGAAGAUCCAGAAACUCGAUAACAAGCAGAUUGACGAUUUGAAGAAACUGGGUGCUUCUUCGGAAAUCGGCCAGAAGAUCAUUGAACAGAUUAUUGCUGGCCAUGCGGCUUUCGAUAAGAAGACGGUGUUCUCUCAGCAGAAGUACUUGAGAAGAAAGCAGAUGAAGUUCUUGCGUCGUUUCCAGGUUGAGUACCUAGGAAGCUCCCAGCUUCUUCAGUAUUUUAUUGAAAAGGAUAUGCAAAAGGUUUUGGAUAUGAGUGAAGAGACACUUGGGCUUUUGCUCAGUUAUGCCAAUGUUCGUCCUGGAGGCCGCUACUUGGUGUUGGAUGAUACUUCUGGUGUGGUUGUUUAUGCCAUGAUGGAGAGAAUGCAAGGAAAGGGCCAGAUUAUGCUUGUGCAUGAGAAUGAACACGCCAACUUGGCUGCUUUGCGGUACCUGGACUAUCCAGAGGAACUUCAAGAACAGAUGAUUACACCACUCAGUUGGCUCCAGUUCCUAGAGCCCGAGGAUGAGAAGAUCGAAUGGGAACCCCUUCCGCAGGAAGAAAUCGACAGCUUGAAGCCAAACAAAAGAUUACAAUACCAUAGAAGACUGAAGAGAGCGGGAGAAAUUAACAAAGCUCUUGAUUCUGUUAUUAAGGGCAACUUCGAUGCCUUGGUUUCCUGUUCCACGUUAAACAUUCCAUCAUUUUUGCCUCACGUCAUUGAAAGAGUAGGUGGCUCCAGACCAUUGGUCUUCUACAGCACAUUCAAAGAAAUGCUUCUAGAAACACAGCACGAGCUCACAAAGGAUAAGCGAGUUUUGGCGCCUUCUAUUUUCGAAACCCGUGCUAGAAUUUAUCAGACUAUUCAGGGUCGUUUGCAUCCGCUCAUGACCUCCAGAGGUUACGGAGGUUAUGUUCUUUGGGCCACAAGGGUCAUUCCUGCUGGUGGCCACAUCCAAGCUGUCGGAAAGGGAUCUAGAAAGAAGGCCAAGUCAGAACCAACCGAACCAGAAACCAAGAAUGGGGCCCAAAAGGAAGAAGAAGUUACCGACCUGGUGAUGGAGGAGGCAUAA
This is a messenger RNA of Candidozyma haemuli, 1386 nucleotides long. RefSeq names its product tRNA 1-methyladenosine methyltransferase subunit. The transcript has a single exon. Lineage: Eukaryota; Fungi; Ascomycota; Pichiomycetes; Serinales; Metschnikowiaceae. The coding region runs from base 1 to 1386 and encodes 461 amino acids. Gene Ontology annotation, biological process: tRNA methylation. The record is from RefSeq and is a predicted model, not a curated record. Gene Ontology annotation, cellular component: tRNA (m1A) methyltransferase complex; nucleus.